Microtus oregoni (creeping vole) is the source of this 556-nucleotide messenger RNA. Its product is annotated as CAMPATH-1 antigen-like. Gene Ontology annotation, cellular component: sperm midpiece. The transcript is spliced from 2 exons. Bases 70 to 348 code for a protein of 92 amino acids. Gene Ontology annotation, biological process: positive regulation of cytosolic calcium ion concentration. The record is from RefSeq and is a predicted model, not a curated record. Lineage: Eukaryota; Metazoa; Chordata; Mammalia; Rodentia; Cricetidae.
CUCAAAGGGGCCUGCAGCUAGCCCUGAGCUCAAUUCUCACAGCUGCUACCAGAGCCCGGAAGGUCCAGGAUGAACGGCCUCCUCUUCCUCGCCACCAUCAGUCUGCUGGUUGCGGUUCAGAUACAAAUGGGAGUCUUGGGAGAUAAUAACACCAAUGUGAAUCCUAACGUGGCCGCUCCUCCUCGUCCUGCUCCUGUGACUACCAAGGAGGGAGCCCCAAAAACUUCUGUGGCCAAAAAAAACCCUCAGAAACCCCCAAAGGGUGGGGCCUCCUCACUCAUCGAUGUGGGUUCCCGCAGUUUCUUCUUCUUCGCCAACACCUUAAUGUGCCUCCUCUACCUCGGCUGAGGUGAUGAUGUUGCUUCUACAGCCCUGUGCUCCUCAAACUGCCGCCACCAUCAGUAGCAAGAGACACCCCAACCCAGUCUUUGGAAAGUGUUAACACCAGAGAGCCCAGGAAGUGAAAACUGACAGCCAAUGGCCAAAAUGGGGAGGUGCUGGUGGAAGGGGGCAAGUGACACGCAGCCGGGGCUCAAUAAAGUUCUACUUCUGCUUA